Molecule: messenger RNA, 1346 nt
Organism: Polypterus senegalus (gray bichir)
Lineage: Eukaryota; Metazoa; Chordata; Cladistia; Polypteriformes; Polypteridae
Gene: eif2s1b
Product: eukaryotic translation initiation factor 2, subunit 1 alpha b
Exons: 7
Coding region: 4-951 (315 amino acids)
Cellular component (GO): multi-eIF complex; eukaryotic translation initiation factor 2 complex; eukaryotic 48S preinitiation complex
Molecular function (GO): translation initiation factor activity; RNA binding; ribosome binding
Source: RefSeq, a predicted model, not a curated record
AGCAUGCCAGCCCUAAGUUGUAGAUUUUACCAACAUAAAUUUCCAGAAGUGGAUGAUGUGGUAAUGGUGAAUGUGCGCUCCAUAGCAGAAAUGGGAGCCUAUGUCAGCCUGCUGGAGUACAACAACAUUGAAGGCAUGAUUCUUCUCAGUGAGCUCUCCAGAAGACGUAUUCGCUCCAUUAACAAGCUUAUUCGCAUUGGACGAAAUGAGUGCGUUGUUGUUAUCAGAGUAGAUAAAGAAAAAGGUUAUAUUGACUUAUCAAAAAGAAGAGUUUCACCUGAAGAAGCCAUCAAAUGUGAAGACAAGUUUACAAAGUCCAAAACUGUGUACAGCAUUCUUAGGCAUGUGGCUGAAGUUCUGGAGUAUUCCAAGGAUGAGCAGUUAGAGAGUCUGUUUCAGAGGACAGCAUGGGUUUUUGAUGAAAAAUACAAGAGACCAGGCUAUGGAGCAUAUGAUGCCUUUAAACAAGCUGUCUCAGACCCAGCAGUCUUAGAUGGCCUGGACUUGACAGAAGAGGAGAGAAAUGUGUUAAUUGACAACAUCAACAGACGACUCACCCCCCAGGCAGUAAAAAUUAGAGCAGACAUUGAAGUUGCUUGCUAUGGCUAUGAAGGAAUUGAUGCUGUUAAAGAGGCUCUGAGAGCAGGUCUUAGUUGCUCCACUGAAGCUAUGCCCAUUAAGAUCAAUCUGAUUGCUCCUCCACGAUAUGUAAUGACCACCACGACGUUGGAAAGGACUGAAGGCCUAUCAGUACUAAAUCAGGCCAUGGCAGCCAUUAAGGAGAAGAUAGAAGAGAAGAGAGGAGUGUUUAAUGUUCAAAUGGAGCCUAAGGUUGUGACAGACACUGAUGAGACAGAGUUAGCACGACAACUUGAGCGACUAGAGCGAGAAAACGCAGAGGUGGAUGGGGAUGAUGAUGCAGAAGAAAUGGAGGCAAAAACAGAAGACUAAAGAUCAUUGUUGCGGAGGUGUGAGAUUAACAGACAUGGAAAUAACUUGCUAUAGUGAUUACAGACCAAGGACUCAAUUCAGUGUGAAAACACCCCAAAGUACUUUUAUUAUAAAGUAUUUUAAGCAAAAUCCACACCUUUUCAACUGUUUUAAUCAUUUAGAAUAUUAUAUCCAGUGGCCUUCCCAUUUUGAGCCAUUUUUCUUUUAAGUAUUCAUUUACUGUUCCACUGUUGAAGUCGUUUGGGUGGCUCAGGGUUAUAUACAAUUAGGACAUCAUUUGAUGAAAAAUUUGUGCUUUAUCUAAAAAGUGCUUUGAAAAAAAACUAAAAAUUUUUGUUAUGACUGAGAAAAAUGAAUGAAACCAUACAUCAAUAAAUCUGACAUUUAAAUAAUAA